This is a messenger RNA of Trichoderma virens Gv29-8, 1362 nucleotides long. RefSeq lists its product as uncharacterized. Gene Ontology annotation, cellular component: fungal-type vacuole membrane. Gene Ontology annotation, biological process: transmembrane transport. The record is from RefSeq and is a predicted model, not a curated record. Bases 1 to 1362 code for a protein of 453 amino acids. The transcript has 4 exons. Lineage: Eukaryota; Fungi; Ascomycota; Sordariomycetes; Hypocreales; Hypocreaceae. Gene Ontology annotation, molecular function: transmembrane transporter activity.
AUGUCAAUUGAUGCAGCGAAUCGCUGUCAACGCCACCGAGCCAUUGGAAGCGGCUAUAAUGCCCAAUAUGAUGAAAGCCCUCCCAGUGGCACGGCAGAAUUCUCACUGCCGCCUGUUGAUAGGGGAAAGGAUGCCUGGCUUUUCUUAGCAGCUUGCUUCGUCUUGGAAGCGUUGGUAUGGGGAUUUCCCUUCUCGUUCGGUGUGUUUCAGGACUACUAUCGAACGCACGAACCGUUUGCUGGGUCAUCGAAGACUGCCGUAAUUGGCACUACCGCAAUGGGUAUCAUGUAUCUCGAUAUUCCAAUCAUCAUGGCUGUCCAGCGUAUAUAUCCAAAACCGACUCGUUACGCGCCCGUUGCCGGUCUUCUAUUCUUAUGCCUUGCCCUCGCCAUCUCUUCGUUUUCCCAAAAUGUCACCCAUCUCAUCUUGACCCAGGGGGUCCUCUACGCCAUCGGUGGCUCCAUCUGUUACUGUCCUUGCAUGCUAUACAUGGACGAAUGGUUCGUUAAGCGUAAGGGCUUCGCUUUUGGCCUAAUGUGGGCCGGAACUGGGUUAGGUGGCUUUACUAUUCCUCUCCUUCUUGAAUUGUUUCUCAACAAGUACGGGUUCAGAACCACAUUACGGAUAUGGGCUCUCGCCGUGUUCAUCUUGUCUGCACCAUUGGUGUGGUUCAUUAAGCCGCGACUACCUUUUUCUGCCACCGCCCACUACAGACCUUUUAACCUUAAGUUUCUGGUAAAUCGGGUAUUUGGCCUGUAUCAGCUCACUAACAUUGUGCAAGGGGUUGGGUACUUUCUUCCGGGUAUUUAUCUGCCAACAUACGCACGGGUAUAUCUCGGUGCUGGCGACUUUCCAUCGGCUUUGACACUUUUGGUCUUGAAUGUCGGUUCUGUUAUAGGUUGUGUUGCUAUGGGUACCUUGACUGAUCGUCUGCAUGUAACGACGUGUCUCGGAAUAGCGACCCUCGGCACUGCCAUUGGUACAUUUUUCCUUUGGGGACUAGGCAGCAACUUGGCUUCGCUCUACGUAUUCUGUUUCGUCUAUGGUAUGUUUGCUGGAUGUUAUACCUCAUCAUGGCCCGGCGUUAUGAAGCAUAUUUCCUCUAUAGGCGCCGGAUCAAGAGAAGAGAGCGGCGGGAGCUCUUACGAUCCUCUCAUGGUAGUCGGUUUGCUAUCCGCUGGGCGUGGUAUUGGCAAUGUUAUCUCGGGGCCGUUAAGUGGUGCGUUAUUAAAGGGAAUGCCGUGGCAAGGACAAGCUGCCGCUGGCUACGGCAGUGGGUAUGGAACACUGAUAGCGUUUACUGGAGCAACGGCUGUUGUUGGAGGCGGCAGCUAUAUGUUUCGAAGGAUUGGAUGGAUGUAG